This is a messenger RNA of Aspergillus tubingensis, 1380 nucleotides long. Its product is annotated as WD40 repeat domain-containing protein. The transcript has a single exon. Gene Ontology annotation, molecular function: protein binding. Lineage: Eukaryota; Fungi; Ascomycota; Eurotiomycetes; Eurotiales; Aspergillaceae. The coding region runs from base 1 to 1380 and encodes 459 amino acids. The record is from RefSeq and is a predicted model, not a curated record.
AUGUCUCAGUCUCAGAGGAAAAGAAAAGCUUCAGCGCAGGAUGUUCCUCACAAAGACCCAGAAGAAAGUACUCCUGAGACUCAUCAAGGAAGACUAGAACCAUCUGCACCUACUCACCGUAUAGGCCAGGAGAGUUUCAAAGUGAAGGUUUCGAAAUCUAUAACUGCUCUCGCUUUGAGCUCAGAUCACAAGUUGGUUGCAAUCGCACUUGAGAAAUGCAUCAACAUCUAUACACGAGGGGGCGGCACUUUCCAGCUGGUUGAUGAAUUCGGAGAAGAGCCAUCGAACAUCUUGCAACUUUCCUUUGCACCGAAUGCCACAGUAGCUGGAGGAUAUAUUCUUGUUUCAUCAUCAGAUCACAUCAAGCUUUGGUAUCUCAACAACCAAGGGACAAUUUUAGAUCCCUCUGGUGGUCGGAAAGUCGACAUUUCCCAGCUAUCGACCGAAGCAGCUAGCGGAAUAACUGUGAAACUUAUGGGUAACCACUGGUGGAAGUCGAACGAACCAGCAAUCUUAUCAAUUCAACAAGGGAUCAAAGACACAUUGAGUAAAGCUUUAGAUAUCCAUACGAGCGAGCGUCAGACCAAGCUGGAAGGAAACACUGCGCUCUUCAGUCCGGACGGGAGGUUCAUGUUAUGCUUCACCCAGGCCGAAUUGGGUGAGACCACACAAAGGCGUCCUUCAAGGAUUAUAGUCUGGGAUGACAUAACCAAACAGCCUCGAUACGAUCCACUCGGUCACUCGGUCGGUAUUUUGUGGGCCGGAAUAAGUCCAGACUCGAAACUUAUAGGAGCCAUUGAGAUGAACAACACAGUUCGGAUUUGGCUCGCCGAUAGUGGUAUCUGCAAGAACUCUUUUGUGCUCCCACACAAUCCUGAGGCAAUGAAUGGUGCAUUCUCCCCGGAUUCCAAACAUAUUGCCCUAAAUUUCGGUGCUAUUUGUUGCCCAUCAGAGAUACAAAUCUUUGAUAUCACUACAGGAUCCAGGACAUCCCGGUGGAAGUGUCUGGAAUACAAUAUUGAAUCUAUUGCGUGGAGCCCGAAUGGAAACUUACUGGCUACUGCGGGCUACUUCGGUGAUUUCAGUAUUUGGGAUGUUACAAACGGGCUGGAAAGAAUGAAGUGGGUUGCAGAUCGACGUGGGGUGGAAGAUGAUCCGGAUUCCUACUUGGCUUCUGACAUACGGUUCUGUGAUGGUGGAAAGAAGCUCGUCUUUAACUGGAGUGGUGUGGCAACUAUGGUCUACGAUUUCGUAACCCUUGCUAUGCAUGAGUUUCCCCCAGGUGCGGCGGGUGUUAAAGGACCGGUGUGCUCUAGGAAUGCUGCGUUCCUCCUCAUUGCUCAUAUCGAUUCGACUUUAAGGCAGUGGAAGCUGGAUUAG